UCUAUAUAUUUUUUAUACUUUGAAGACGCUUGCGUCGUUCGCGCACGGUAAUGACGCAAUGACCUGCUCGAACAGCCCUCCUCUCCUCUGACCUAAUCCAAAAUGGCAGCCACCAUUGCUCGACUGCUCCGGACUUCUGCUAGGGUUGCAGCCGGAGGGCUGAAAGUCACAGUAGCACGUCAACAUGGAGUCUCGGGGGCUACAAGAGCCCUCGCCGGUCCUGCACUUCAGACAUCCUGUCUCUCAACCAGCACUCGCAGAUGGGCCCCUGCCGUCACUCAGCCUGCUCCUGCAUUUAAGGCCACAGCUGUCCUCAAUGGGGAGUUUAAGGAAAUGAGCCUCGCUGAUUUCAAGGGCAAAUACCUGGUCCUUUUCUUCUACCCACUGGAUUUCACCUUUGUAUGCCCAACAGAGAUCAUUGCAUUCAGUGACAAGGCCAACGAGUUCCACGACAUCAACUGUGAGGUUGUGGGUGUGUCUGUGGACUCCCACUUCACCCACCUGGCAUGGAUCAACACUCCACGCAAGACCGGAGGUUUGGGCCACAUCCACAUCCCGCUGCUCUCAGACCUCAACAAGCAGGUGUCUAGAGACUAUGGGGUGCUGCUGGAGGGUCCAGGCAUCGCACUCAGGGGCCUGUUCAUCAUUGAUCCAAAUGGUGUGGUGAGGCACAUGAGUGUGAACGACCUGCCGGUGGGCCGUUGUGUAGAGGAGACCCUUCGUCUGGUGAAGGCGUUCCAGUUCGUGGAGACCCACGGUGAAGUGUGUCCGGCCAGCUGGUCCCCCGAGUCCCCAACAAUCAAACCAACCCCAGAAGGAUCCAAGGAGUACUUUGAAAAGGUCAACUGAUAAAGUUUACAAUGUGUUCAGCUAGAACAGUAAAUGGUACACAUCAAAAUAUAUGUAAGUUUUAAGUUGUAAUUACUCCUACUCAGCUGAAUACACCAAUAAAUCUAUUCUUUAUAAACGACA
Molecule: messenger RNA, 972 nt
Organism: Scophthalmus maximus (turbot)
Lineage: Eukaryota; Metazoa; Chordata; Actinopteri; Pleuronectiformes; Scophthalmidae
Gene: prdx3
Product: peroxiredoxin 3
Exons: 7
Coding region: 103-849 (248 amino acids)
Biological process (GO): response to oxidative stress; cell redox homeostasis; hydrogen peroxide catabolic process
Cellular component (GO): cytosol; mitochondrion
Molecular function (GO): thioredoxin peroxidase activity
Source: RefSeq, a predicted model, not a curated record